Apis florea (little honeybee) is the source of this 3121-nucleotide messenger RNA. RefSeq names its product inner membrane mitochondrial protein mitofilin (gene Mitofilin). Gene Ontology annotation, cellular component: MICOS complex. The record is from RefSeq and is a predicted model, not a curated record. Gene Ontology annotation, biological process: cristae formation. NCBI's taxonomy places the organism in Eukaryota, Metazoa, Arthropoda, Insecta, Hymenoptera, Apidae.
AUUCUUCUUUUCCUCUAGUUCCGUCGGUAACCAGCUGUUUUGUGCCGUCGUUCCCUUUUUCCUUUGGCUGCCUGACCGGCCACCCGAAAGAUGUUCCGAAUUGGAUUAAAAUUUCCGUGCAACGGUCUAAAUAGGGUACGUAAAGUCAAAAAGAAUGGAUCCUCCAGACUGUAUUUGACAACUAGGUAUUAUGAGACACGUGCACGAAUUAAAUACGACCAGGAAUGUAGAUUUUCCAAGGAUGUCAAACUUAUAUCUCGAAUACCGAUACAUAAGUAUUCAACUGAAACACCAAAAAGGGAGAAAACCAGAGGAACCACAAAAACACUAUUAACUUUGACUGCUGUGGCAAUAGGAGCAUCAGGUGUAUUGCUUUAUGCAAAACAUGAUCCAAAAUUUCGUGCAAAUCUUGAAGGUUGGAUACCUGGCACAGACAAGACUAUUCAGAUCAUCUUUCAGGAGGAAUCAUCCUACUUUGAAUUCAUACGUACAUUCUUUGAAACAUUAAAGCAAACAAUUAUAAGUUCCCUUUUUGGAGGAGAACCAAAACAAACAGGUCAGAAAAGAAUAGAUUGUGAACAUAUUGAAGAUUAUAUACCACCAAAGCCAACUUUUGUACCGCUCAUUGAUAAGAAGGAACCACCUAUUAAUGAACCUUAUGCUGAAAUAAGAUUAAGUAAAGAAAAAGGAGAGGAAAUUGAAAUUGUUGCCGAAAAACCUACGCCGCCUCCUAAGGAUGUACCUGAAGAAUUAAUGCCAGAAAAUCUGGUGGAACUAGAAACAUCAUGCGGUGAAGCUGCAGCUAAAGCUAUUGCAGCUUAUCAGAAAGCAGUAUGUGUUAUUCAAGAUUACAAUAAAGAUGUGAUGAGAGUUGUAGAAAGUCUUCAUGCUACUGUUGGUAGUGCCAUUUGGAACAGACUAAAAGAAUCAACUGAGAAGAAGAAGGAGGCCGUUAAAGAAGCAGAAGACCUCGCCAAUGAAGCAAUUGAAUCACUCAAUAAAAUAUAUAAUUUAAUCAAAGAUCCUAAAUUUGACGCGCCAUCACAUAUGAAAACAGCUGCUCGAAGAAACAUUAAGAAAAUCAUGGAUGAUGUGGACGAAGCAAAGAAGAAAUAUCAAACAGAAAUAGAAUGUGGGAAUAUGGCAGACCGUUAUUGGAAACAAGUCAAAAUGGCUCGUGAAAAUCUUAACGAAGAACUUCAGAUACUAUUUCCUAAUAUCAAUAUUCAUGAAAAAAAAAUUACUCUUGAUGAAAAUACCUUUGAUUUGUUUGUCUUGCACAUGUAUAAUAAAGUAAGCAGCUUGCAGAGGGAAUUGGAAAAAAUAAGGACGAUCAACGAGAGUAGAAUCAGAGCAGCAUUAAAGGCAACGGGCGAAACAAUGACUGAAGAAAGAUUGCAUAUAGUGUGCCUUGAAUUGGACAAGGAGAAACAGAUCUAUGAGAGUGAGUUCAGUCAAAAGUUGUUGGAGGAGCAGAAAAAGUUCGACGAUGAACUGCGGCGACAAUUGAAAUUGCAAGAGCAGGUGCAUGCCGAUCAUCUUCAGGAAACGAUCACGUUGAAGGAAGAAGAAGCGGAGAGGAAUCUUCAACGUGCGCUCAACGAGCAAUCCGAGCAGGACAGUAUAAAACACAAGGAACAACUCGCGGCUGUCAUUGGAAGGCUACGUGGCGUUGAAGCUGCGUUUAAGGCUCGCAUGGAGGAAGAAAGGGAUGCAACCAACGCUCAGAUUCUUUGGUCAGCUUGCACAGCCUUGGCACGCGCUAUUAAAUCAGGGCCACCAGGCGCGCCCAUUGAGAAAAUCGUCAGGCCCCUGGAAUCGGAAAUCAAGGCCGUGUGUAAGGCAGCCCCGAAAGAAGAUCCUCUGGUGAUGGCUGCUAUUAAAGGCAUUCCUGUGGAAGCUGCGAAGAGGGGAGUAUUCCCGGAGGACAUUCUUCGUGAAAGGUUCCUCAAGGUGGAACAAGUGGCCAGACGAUUGGCCAUGGUGCCCGAGGAGGGCGCAGCACUGCCUAUUUAUUUGCUAAGUUAUAUUCAGAGCUAUUUGAUGUUCAAGGAUGUCUGCCCUAUCUCUCGUUCAGAACUCGAGGACAAACCUUUCGAUGUAGAGAAUCUUAAUACAUUCGAUAUACUCAAUCGAGCCAGGUAUUGGCUCGAUCGUGGCGAUUUCAAAAUGACCCUCCGCUAUAUGAAUCUUCUAAAGGGGGCGCCAAGAUCGGUCGCCAAGGAUUGGAUGAACGAAACUAGAAUCCUCCUCGAGACCCAACAAGUUGUGGAAACGCUGUUGGCGUAUGCUGGUGCUAUGGGCCUAAUGUUCCUCGGCGCUGGAGAUUCGAAGUGUUCCAGCAAACAGCGCCUGCAACAGACCGUGGAUCGACGAUCUUGGCGAAGAAGGAGAAGAAAACUCAUUAGGAAACGGCGGCGAAUUGCUGAAAGAGCCCGAAGACUGAGGAAACGAGGAGCAAGAUGGACGUACAAGAGCAUCCGGUCCGCUGUCAAUCGUGUACUCGGUUGGAUUAUGUGGAAAAAUGGGAGAGAUAGAAACGAGGAACAGGUUAGGUUCGAGGUCUGUUUGCGAUCAAUUACGAAUUCGAGCGAGGAUAAAGGAAAAAUGAUUCUUCUCGUGCAAAGAGAUAAGUCUUAAAGCGAUUGGAAAUUUGUAUUUCGGAGAAUGUAAUUUUUCCCCCCUCUUUUUUCCGUAUAUCGAUUUUAUCGAAAGAGAUCGCGUGAUAGAAGUGAAAGAAUCUUGUAUAUCGUAGGAAUAUUUUACAAAAGAUCGUAAAAAAAAAAAAGAAACAUGGCGAAAAGAUCGUAAAAUAUUUUUACGAAAUGAUCGUAAAGAAGAUGGGGCGUAUUUUAUUGCAGGCAUUUUCUUGUAUAUCGAUGUCAGGAUUAAAAGAGUAUUAUCUAUUGUUAUUAUUAUUAUUACCCCGAUAUUUCGUAUUAGAAAAUAUCGAAAUGUUCAUAUAUAUGUUCAUAAGAAUUACAAGUGUGAGAUUUAGGUUAUAAGAAUUUCGAGUUGUGAACAUUUCGAAUGAACAAGCGGAAGAGAAGAAAUAGGAAGAUAAGUUGCUGUUUCCUGUGAAGCAUUUCCUCUGAAAAGAAAAAAAAAACGGAGGAAUUAU